This is a messenger RNA of Esox lucius (northern pike), 1075 nucleotides long. Its product is annotated as glutathione S-transferase kappa 1. Gene Ontology annotation, biological process: glutathione metabolic process. Gene Ontology annotation, molecular function: glutathione transferase activity; glutathione peroxidase activity. The transcript has 8 exons. Bases 344 to 1027 code for a protein of 227 amino acids. The record is from RefSeq and is a predicted model, not a curated record. Lineage: Eukaryota; Metazoa; Chordata; Actinopteri; Esociformes; Esocidae. Gene Ontology annotation, cellular component: peroxisome; mitochondrion.
CGAGCAAAUAACAUGAUGGAUAAACAUAAAGAAACCUGCUAGCUAAUUCUUAUCCACGUUUAUAAAUCUGCUCCAUUCGCGCCUCAUAUUAGAAGAAAUACACUCCAUUUGUGUUGGUUGUUUACCAGUAUAUGUAUUGCUUGCACACAAAAGUCUACAACGAAUAACCAAGUUAACAACAAAUUUUAUACGUGACUUGCAAGGGUUAUUUGAAUUAAAUAGUUUUAUGAGGUGCACAUUUUAAACGUGAAGAACAUUCGUAGUGCAUAUCAAUCGUUUUAAAUACUUGAACUUUGACAUAGUUUCUAUUUUGCAGAGACGGAUCAGCUAACUGGUGGGCGAGAUGGCAAAUUCCCGAAAAGUGAUCGAAUUCUUUUAUGACGUGGUUUCUCCUUACUCGUGGCUUGGCUUUGAGGUAUUGUGCCGGUACAGAAACGUGUGGAACGUUGACGUCAAGCUACGUCCUGCUUUCUUGGCUGGUGUCAUGCAAGGUUCAGGAAACAAACCUCCAGGUCUGACCCCAAACAAGUUCCUGUACAUGGCCAAAGAUCUGCACCGUCUGUCUCAGUACUUCCAGGUCCCCCUCAAUGUUCCAUCAAACCCGUUUGAGGCCAUGUUCGAAAAAGGGACAUUGUCUGCCAUGCGCUUCGUGACUGCGCUUCAGGAGAGUGAGGUGGGCGGGGACAAGCAGGUAGAGCAAGUGUCCCGGGAGCUGUGGACGAGGAUCUGGAGCCUGGACAAAGACAUAUCCCAGCCUGGAUCUGUCUCUGAGGCUGCCGUGAAGGCGGGACUCUCAGCCAGUGACGUGGAGGAGCUGCUGAAACUGUCCACCUCUAAGCAAAUCAAAGACAAGCUGAAGAGUGCCACCCAGGAAGCAUUGGACCACGGGGGCUUUGGUUUUCCUCUGCUUGUGUGUCAUGUGAAUGGAAAGGCAGAGGUGUUCUUUGGCUCUGACAGAUUUGAGCUCAUUGCCCACUGCAUUGGAGAGAAGUGGGUGGGACCUCAGCCUACUGCUGCCAAACUGUGAAAUGAAAUAUGAAACUGACUUAAAACAAUAAAUACUGUUGAUUGUGAA